UCGUUAUCUAACAUACAUGAGUCCCCGUCCCUCCACCAGCACCAAAAGGAAGAAGAAGACUGUUUGGGUUUUUAGUGCAAACGUUGUUGAUGAGCUUCUGGCUUUUAUUGUGGAAGCGGUCGUUUCCAUCCGCGGAAGUUGGACCCUGUUGUCAGCCGCCGCUGCUCUCAUGUUGUCCGAGACUCUGUUCGCGCUGGCGGCCGGACUCCUCGCAGCUACCGCCUCUCUGUCUGCCAAGCUGUCCCUGGGGACGGACGUCCUGGGACCUCCGUGUGAGGCCGAUGCUCCCGGGGGGGGCACAUGCAACAAAUGGCUCCACGUCCCGGUGCGGCUGCUCUGUGGAGCCCUGAUGCUCGGCUGCAACGCACUGAUGUGGACGUUCUUCUCAAGAGCUCUCCGUCACUCCUCCUCCUCAGCGAGGACCACCGUCACCACCAGCAGCUCCAGCUUCAUCUUCUCUGGGGUCCUGGGGCGGCUGAUGUUUGGGGAGAACCACGGGCCUCUGUGGUGGACCGGCAUCAGUCUGGCUCUGUGUGGACUGCUGCUGCUGCACGGAACACCGAGACCACCUGGAGACUGCAGCUCUAAGGACAAGUGAAGCUCCAGACUUCCUGACUGCUGGUGUUUAGGAGACGGCUCAAAAGUGUCGUCAGAAUCCUUUGGUCCAAAGCUAAAGCCUUGAAAACAUUCUUCAGCAAUGGAGAUAAUCACCUCAUGAGAAAAGUCUAUUUUGUUUCUUCUAGGUGCAGGUGUUCAUGCUGAAAUAAAUACUUCAGUCUGGUUUGAAA
Messenger RNA from Oryzias melastigma (Indian medaka), 788 nucleotides. RefSeq names its product transmembrane protein 42. The record is from RefSeq and is a predicted model, not a curated record. The coding region runs from base 17 to 598 and encodes 193 amino acids. The transcript has 3 exons. NCBI's taxonomy places the organism in Eukaryota, Metazoa, Chordata, Actinopteri, Beloniformes, Adrianichthyidae.